GUUCUUCUCCUCUCAGUUUCUACGUCUAGGGUUUCUUCAUUUAUUCUUCACUAAUUUGUGUGAAUACACAUAACGUUUUGUAUCGAUUGCAUGAUUAUUUGUUUUUCAGUUAGUAUGAAUUAGGUGAUUUGUGAAAUUUUGAUUGGGCUUUAGUUAACCUUGUCUUUUGUUAUAAUUCUGACGAAUAGGGAUAUUCUUCUUAGAUACAAUCUUCGAUAACUGAGCAAAUUAUAUCAUGGCGGGGGGGAAUUUUAUGCACAGAGUUGUUUCUUACCUCGUCAAUGAGGUUCUUGUUAACAGCCUUGCCAACAGCCCUGCAUUCCAAAGAUUUGCUGUGAGGACAUCAAGGAGAAUUGAGGAUGUCUCAAGUUUGGCUCUAAAGAAAAGGCAAGAACUUGCUGAACAAAUGAAGGACCUAUCAAAGAACUUUGAGUCGAACAAGCAUUAAUGAAAUGGUGAUAUUGGACUUCGAAAAUGCAAUACAUGUAAAUUGUUAUGCUACACCCUUUUCUUCCCAUGACUGUAGGAAAGCAGAAGAAAAAAAAAUUAUAAUUAAAAAAAAAAGGAUGAGGGAUUUGCAGUUCCACACUAUUCAAGGUUUUGUGCUGUUUUAUUUCUUGCUAUGUAAUAAUUGACGGGAAAACAUGGCCAUUUGAAGUUUGAUGGAGAAAUUCCAUAUAGCUUUGCAAAUCUAUGAGAUUGUUCUUUCCCUCU
Messenger RNA from Humulus lupulus (European hop), 714 nucleotides. RefSeq lists its product as uncharacterized. The record is from RefSeq and is a predicted model, not a curated record. Bases 236 to 448 code for a protein of 70 amino acids. The transcript is spliced from 4 exons. NCBI's taxonomy places the organism in Eukaryota, Viridiplantae, Streptophyta, Magnoliopsida, Rosales, Cannabaceae.